AUGACGGCCAUUGACACGGAUAUUGAUUCUGUGAAGCGGAUGUUCGACGUCAACGUCUUUGGACCGAUGCGGAUCGUUCACCAUUUUCGUGAUAUGCUUAGUAAAGCUCAUGGCACUAUUGUGAACAUCGCCUCUGUAGGGGGCAUCCUUCCAUACAUCUAUGGCUCAUCUUACAACGCAAGCAAAGCUGCUCUUCACCACUGGUCUAACACACGCCGUGUAGAGAUGGCCCCGUAUGAUAAGAGCCCUGCCAGCACCGACACCAUCAUCACCUCCUGGCUAGGGAAGAACGACGUUGUUGCGCGAAGGGCUCUAACUAAUCCCUUUCAGGGGAUCGAAGAUGAACCUUCCUUUGUCUACAGCCAAGGGCCAACUGCCAACAGGGCGGCCUCGUACAUGCCGACUCUCGAUCCUUCUGGGCUACUAGCUAACCCUGGCGAGACCUCUGACUACCCAGCUCUCGCGGAGGAGGCUUCUGACACCUCCCUCCCGGUGGCUGAGGCUGAGUACCACCGAGCUCGGGCCCGCAUGGCGUUUUUCGAUGCGGCACUAGAGGCCGCUCGCCGUCGGGGAGACGACCUCGACCUCAGAUUGGCUCGUUAG
Molecule: messenger RNA, 603 nt
Organism: Annulohypoxylon truncatum
Lineage: Eukaryota; Fungi; Ascomycota; Sordariomycetes; Xylariales; Hypoxylaceae
Exons: 4
Coding region: 1-603 (200 amino acids)
Biological process (GO): phosphatidic acid biosynthetic process; triglyceride catabolic process
Cellular component (GO): lipid droplet; endoplasmic reticulum
Molecular function (GO): triacylglycerol lipase activity; acylglycerone-phosphate reductase (NADP+) activity
Source: RefSeq, a predicted model, not a curated record